ACUCACGCCAGUUCGUGUUCGAACCGCGCUUAUUGAGGUCGUCCGCUGUGAGCUCGGUUACGAAGUUUAGUAACGCGAAAGGAUUUUCCUUUGUCCCGAUCCUCGAGGACCCUGCCCUCGUAUUAUGUUUCUACGCGAGAGCCGCGACCAGCCCCGGCCUACUGAGGAGCCGGAAAGCGCGCAGCGUGCUGAAUCGCGACGAAAUUUUGUCAGUUUUCCAAAAUUCUGUGACGGUUAUCCCGCGAAACGCGUUCGCCGGGCGAUUUGAAAUUUUGAGUGAAGGUGUGAGUAGAAUUAUAUUUCGGCCAUCGGACAGUGUAGUGAGGCCGUGAGUGUCCAACAAAUCAAAAAGUAGAGUGAGGACUGAGCACCAUGUCCACAGGCAAGCGACUCGCCAAGCGGUCCAUCAUCGGGACGCGCGUCGCGGCUUUGGGUGAUGACGGACUGUACUAUUCAGGGAUGAUUCACGCAGUGAAGACACCGGCGCCCUUCCCAGAGAACAACAAUUGCAUCAACUUGACUCCGAACACUCGUUACACAGUACGUUUCGACAGUGUUAUGAUGAAGAACCGCGAGUACCGGGACGCUGAGCUCAUCGGACCCGGCUUCCGCGGCAUGACGGGGGUGCGUCUCAAAGAAGGGCAGCGCGUCUUCCUCACCUACAACGGCCGCGAGGUGCACGCUGACGUCAAGCACCACGACUACAACACUGACGAACUGCUCGUCCAGAUCUACUCUCCUACUUCUGAGGUGCGGAUUGAGUUGAAGAAAAAACUGGAUGACGUAAGGCUGUUGGAGUCACGAAAGUCAGCCAGGUUGGCAGAUGUGGACACAGACUUUGCUAGAUUAGCAGACAUGGCCGGAGAUCGUCGUCGUUCCUCUGCUACUAUUGAAGUACCACCAAGCCCCGUGCAAAGUUCACGUAAGCGCGGGCCAAGCAGCUCCUGUGACCAAGGUUACGGCGAGCGUGACGAACAGAUGAACGAGUGCAAUGCUGCCCUCGUGCUGAUGUCAUUGAGCUGCUCCCCGAACUCACCGCGCCCCAGUGCAGGUUGGGGUGAUAGAUCAUCAGUAUCUCCAGGAGCCAGUAGCAGCUCAGACUCAUCAUGGCGCUCGGGCACACCGUCGCCUCCACCAGCCUCUUCCUCCUUCAGCGACGAAGGAAUCGCAAUGGACUAUGAAGAGAUCCACCCACGCAAGAAAAGGAUUAACAGCGUUGUGUUUGUAUGCACUUGGCGAGGAUGCACAUACAGCACAAAUACUUGCUCAGCUAUUGAAGCACAUAUUAGAAACACACAUUUGGGGCCAAAGAAAGAAGGUGAUAGUGACCAUGAAGAAGAGUUCUACUACACAGAGAGGGAGGUGGCCGCCCCUGCACCGCCACCCACACUCUCCCACCGAGACAUGUGUCGCCCACCGCAUGAGGAUCCUGAAUAUCAACGUCAGCUAGUAGGCUCUUUCAGACAAGGAUUACUGUCUACUCUGCAGAAUGGAACUGCACGGUCAGUAAACAUUCCUGUAACUCAUCACUGGGUCAAUACGCAUUCGCCGAAACAUAUGCGGCUAUCUGCAGCGAAUGGAUCACCAAGUAGUCCAGGCCGACGACCACGUUCAGACAACAAAAAAUGUCGUAAAGUAUAUGGAAUGGAUCAACGUGAUCUCUGGUGCACUCAGUGCAAAUGGAAGAAGGCAUGCACGCGUUUUGGUGAUUAGCGGUCGCGACGCUCGCACGCAUAUGCGCGGGCAGGGCAAACAAAAUGAAUACAGAGUUGUAUUAUUGAUACAUCUAUUUACCCAGCAUAAAAUAAAAUAUGACAAGACAUUCGCGGUAAGCGAGAACUGUUCCGCGAUUAACUCGUGAUUUAAGUAUAAGAAAAUUUAUAUUAUGAAUCAAAGUUUUUAUUUAUUAUAAGCAGAGACAGAUAAAUUUACAUAUAUUGGAUAAAAAUUAAUGGAGACAUAUUUUUGCUCUUUAUAUGUGGCUCGUGUUUUGACUGCUGCAUAAUGGACAUUGCCCACGUAUUUUUGUAGCGCAGUAGAUUCGCCUUAAUUGUGACGUAAAUGUGGAAUGCAAAAUCGUGUGACGCUCUUGAGCGGAGACUGUGAAUAUUAGAAUAUAAGUAGCUGUAAGUUUAGACUGAGAUGAAUAACGUGUGAAACCAUUUUCCUCGACGAACGUUGACAAUGACGAGUAAUUUUAAUUACUGGUUAUAUUACGAUGGCUUACUACUAGACAAACCGGUGUUGAUAAUAUUAAGAUUGAAUUUUAUCAUUUAACCGUGAAAGAUUGGCCAAUUCCGUCCACAUCUUCGAAUGUGCAUCAACGAUUAUAUCGACCACACGUCGUUCGGGAUAAUGUUUUCACACCAUUUCUACUAUCUACAGAGUAUACCAUUGUAUGCUCUGUCGUUCGACAACAUGUUGUCGAAAAUACUUCAGUGAUAUAAUAAAUCACUAAAUAUGAAAUGUAUAUUGACUGACUUAUUAGAUGAUAAUAAAAUAUAAUAUAUGAAAUUAGCCUAGUAAGUUAUCUCAGAUUCGACGAAAAGACUACUAACAUGUUUAGACUUAAAAUUUUUAUGAACAUAUCUGUGUUGUAUACAAUGAUGGUCCUACUAGAACAAGGAGACAAUACUCAAAAGAUGCCAAGUGCAUCAGCGGCGCGGGAGCUUUCCAUUGUGGUAUUACCGACGACUCCUUUGCGAUGCCGUAUAAAUAUUACAGAACGAGUACAAGCAAGGCUAUGACGUCCAGAGAAAGGAAAGAUAUUGAAGGGAACAUCACACUGUACAAUGUGAAGAUGACUGCACAUUAUGAUUCAUUAGAACGCGACGUUCACACGCCGACAUCGCGACCUAAUGUAAACGUCGUAAAAACACUUGAAGACGAGAAUUGGACACAAAAGUGUCUUCUUAUACCUUUAAGCAGACUGAAUGAUGACAGUCUACAAAGUAUAAACAACAUCUACCUACACGUACAGAUUUGGAGUGGAAUAUGUAAUGAGGCCGCAGAAAUGCGAAGGAUUGAAAGAAAGGGAUGGCGAUUGCGAGAACUGCAAUAUUACUUUUAAGUAUUACUGAAUUAACAUGUAAAUAAUAAUUAUACUAUAGUGAAUUAUAUAAAGAUAUUAUUCUGUAUCUACCUAUUUAAAAAUUGAAAGCAAUCUUUGGAUGUGUACAUAGAUAAAGUAUAAAGUAUAUUAUUAUUGUUACUUAAUGUGAUUGUUUAAAUCGAACUUUUGUACGGCUUCGUAAUAACGAGUUUAUAACUUGUAGAUAUAAGGCACAGUAAUUGACUUACAAGAACCGCGAUUAGUUUUGUUUCGUCACCUACAUCACGGCAUAGUAAUAAUUAUUAUUUUUGUUUGACAGUUACCAAGGUUCGUUGUUGUUGGUUGAUAGUUAUGGUUAAGUUAAAGAAUCACAAAAUGCUUUUAUUACUAAAAUAACAGUACUAAGUUUACAAAUACUCCGUGUUCUACCAUAGGUACCUACGUAUGUAAAGUUAAAAUGUGCCAAUCGUAAAUGAUACAAUCACUGUGAAAUCAAUAUUAGACUAUUUUACACGUAAUGUGUUCAUGUGUAAAUUAAUAUGCACUCGGAGCUAUUUAGUAAUAUCGGUGCUGAUACAAAUAACGCACAUUACAGAUACCUAUGUACCGUGUUUCAAGACUAUUCGGUUUUAUACAAGUUAUUAAAAUACGAAUAUCUACUGAUAUUGAAAGUAAUAUCCGUAUACGUAAAAAUAUCAUGUUUUUAAUCUCAUCCAAUACAAUGUAUAUCAAAUUAUUUUAGAUCUGAUCAUCCCAAAUAGAAUAUUUUUCUUAGCUCACAAAGUGUGAAUGUUUUUCUUGUUACUUAGAAAAAAAAACAUCGCAAAACUUCGUAGGUAUGUAAAGAAUGCUUACCCAUAUCAGAAAACGUGAAAAUAAUAUUUGCCUACUAAUUUUUAAAUGAACUUAAAAUUUGAAGAAACAUAUUCAGCGCAUCUUGCCAAAUUUCAUCAUAAUUGUUUUACAGGUGCUUUAUUAUUUUCAAUAUUACUUGUAUAUUUGGAUAUUGUGCUAUCAUAAUAAUUAUGUUACGUGAUGUACCUGUAAGUCUUACCAAAUAUAAAAUUUCAUUGCAAUAUUGGUUGUGAAAAUGAUAAUGAAGUUGUCAUUCAUAAUUAGCAAAACACAAACGCUCGACGCAAUGAAACUCCGCGCUUUCCAGACCAAAAGAUCACCUGUAGUCGUAAGCAACAACUCAGCUAGCGAUUUGACAACUGCCAUAUUGUAAGAAUCUAGAAUUAAACUGCAGCUUAGAUUUAAACAUAGCUCUUAGUUGUAUUUUAAGUUGAAGUCAUAAUAAUAGUAUUUAAUAAUGUUUAGGUACAAUACACGUAUUACGUAUAUUUAGUUAAUAUUUGUUAUUUCACACAAGUGAAUGUUUGUAAAUAAUUUCAGCUAUUAUUACAAUCAUUGAUCAAUGACAUCUACAUGUUACACAUUUAUAAUUUUCAGAUUUGUCUCAUUCAAGGCCCGUGCAUAACUUUGCUUGCGUCAUUUGGAGGCCCAUACAUAUUCACAUUAAAAGGACAUAUAGACUUACCGCGAGUUAAAUUAAAACACUUUGUAAUAUUCUCAUACAUUACAAUUAUAAAUAUUCGUUGGAGUCCACAGAACGCCACAUGGCAUGCUAGUUUCAUAUUUAUGCAUAAAUACGAUGCCGAUCUCAAUUUACUUUCGAAGCUACUAGAGUUAUGUUUAGGAACACGAUAUUUCAUAGAUCAUUUCUUAUUUUAUACAAAUUAUAGAAGAUUUUUUAUAGAUUUUAAUUAUUUUUAAAUAAAGACACUUUAUUUAUUAAUGACUAAGUGGUUUGUAAAUAUUUUUACGUAAUUUACUAAUUUAUUUAGCCAAAAUUUUUGCUCAAUUUUAUAUGCACUCAACACCAAAGUCAUAAUACUAACAAGAAACUACAUAUCAGUACAAAAAGCAUAAUUGAAACAAUAAUUAGGAUAUUUUGUUCGUACAUUCAGACGUUCACAUGUCAAGGGCUAUUCUUGUUAGUCACGUAUAAGUAUCUAUUGCACAGAUUUUUUUGAUUUGACAGAAUUUUUGUAUGUACCAUCUGCGUCGAAAAUGUUAAAAAUAAGAAGUAGUCCACAGUCCAAUAUAAGCAAGUGAUCAGCUCCAUAAUUUGGUCAGUCAAUAUUUUAGUUAAUGACACGGAAUUUUUUUCUUUUAUAACUUAUUGAACACAGUACAUUUUUGUAAAUAUGUAAUAAAUUCACAAGUUAAUAAUGUUUAUUUAUAAUAUUGAUAAGUACCUGGUAAAAUGCGAGAACACAACGUAAUUGAUAGAACUAUCGGUACUUAUAAUCCUAAGAAUCUGACGAUGUAUUAAUUAUAAUUAAUGACAUUGUAAUAACCAUGUUGUACCUUCUAGUUGAGUAGCAUAUUUACUUAAAAUUAUUGUAUAACCUUUAUUCUAAAUAGUGUCUUCGUGAAUUUAGAUUACUUCACAUUUUCAUAUGUUUAGUGCCCUUGUUGUAAAAUAAUUCAGUUAAAGUUAUGGUACCUACCUACAUAGCUAGCAUGUGUAUUGUUAUCUACACUAUUUACAUUAAUAGUAUGUUUAUCAUAGUUUUAUGUCACUAUUACUUCACUAUAUUAAUAUACAUACAUAACGCGUCAAAAACUUACCUUUUAACAUAAUAUGUGCACAAACAUGCGCCACACACAAGAACGGAGAGUAAAACUAGCGGAAAAAUUUAAACACUGGCACCCAACUUCAUGAUGGCAGUCUUUGACGCGUAGUGUACAAUGUGUUAUAUUAUUGUAAAUUGUUUAAUCUUAAUUGUAUAUCAUUUUAACUAUUUUAAAACCCUACAUAUUUGAUUGAAUGUUUAUCCUUUAUGUAUUUUGCAAUUCCAAUGAAGUUUAUAUUAUUUUAUGUGGGCAAUUAUAGUUUAUAAAAAUAUGUCUCCUGGUUUAGUAGGUACCGAAUUAAGUACUUUAUUCAUAUAGAUAUUUUUGACGUGUCCGAUCGUAGCUACUACACUCAGCUUUUUAUUUAUCUAACAACUAGUCGACAACGACAAUAUGACUCUAACAUACAUCUAGAAAUGACCAUUAUGUAAAAAAUGUACUACGUUUGUGCGUAGGAUGUUUUAUAUACUCCGUUACUUCAUUAGUUGUUGUGUAUAAUAGCAAUAAUUUGGAAGAAAGAAAAUGUCUUAAAAGUAUUUUAUAUCAGUGCAAACUGAAGAGCGUCUUGGAGUCUAAAUAUUAUUAUUAUUAGCGUAAGCUUAUUUUACGGGCAUCACUGACUAGGUACUAAAUGUUAAGUAUCACGGCUAAUUGCUAUGAAUUUAUCUCGAAACGUAUCGUCGAUGGGUACCUACCUACGAAUACUGCAUGUUGAGUACCUACUUUCGCCAUUUCUACAUGUUGUCUAAAUUCUGAUGAUAAAUCUUUCAUUUCCUCCUCAAGGCAAUGGUAUCAUGUUAUAAUAACCACUCGUGUACAUUGAAUACGCUAUAGGUACCGUCUCAAAUAAACGUUUGUCGCUAAGGCCCUACUCAAAGUAUGGAAACCUUAAACUUUUUCGCGAUACGUUCUUCAUAUACUUGGAAGCCUAGACAGCAAUUUCAUAAUAAGUGCUAAAAAUAUAAAUGAGGAAAAUUUGUACAUUCCAAUGUCAAAUAUAUGCAAUUAAGCAAAAGAUAAAAUAUUACAAAGAUGAGUUAUUAAUUACAUUACGUUAAAUGUGGUUUAUAAUAAGUGUACCUAUAACAGUUACAAGAAGUUACUUAAGCAAUUGUUAAGCCAGUAUGUAUCAAAUUUAUUUAAAUAUCAAUACUACAUAGGAUUCAGAAUCAUGAAGUAUCUAGUUUCUUGUUAAGAGCCGGUGGAUACAUCGAUACGUCGUUAUUAAUGGUUACCAAUAGUUUUAAGGUCGCAAAAUGAUCAAAUGUGUUGAUUAAUUAUCUCUCGAUAGAUAUUAUGUGUACGUAUUCAGUUAUCAAUAUCACAGCAGUUUGUUAGUGUCCUGUCAGCUCCAGUUUAUCAUAAUAACUGCCUUUGACUUGGUUUCUGUGAUUAUUUACCACCAAUGUUGUUGCCUGGUAGCGACUAGCUGGCAGAUAUUCUACUGUGAUAUUAAUGAUUUUAUUUAUUAUUUUCUAAAUUAUUAUUUAUAACUUUAAUGUUGAAUGUGAGCAUGUUAUAUUUUACUGAAAAAAUCUUAGAUUAGAUGAUGUUAUCUUUAUAUUGUAUCUAAAGUAAAGGUCCAGAAUGUGUUCCAUAUUGAUUUAAUAUUGAUAGUUAUAACAGUAAUAUUAUUAAAUGUUUCUGUUAAUAAUUUGAAAAUGAUAUUGUAACAAAUAUUGAAACAGGAAGAAUUGUACAUCACAAAACUUAACAGCUAUAAUAAACCGCACUUUGAGCUCUCUAUCUGUAGUGUAUAAUACUGCAUUUCAUAGCGGACUACAUUUGACUGUGAAGUAUUGUACCUAUAUAAUAAAUAUAUCUAUCAACAAAAUAAUGUUAAACAGUUUAAUGAAGUAUAUGUAUAUUGAAAAAUGUUAUUAUUUUAUUACAUGCUACUUCAAGUAGACUAUUUGCCUGAAUAUACCUCAAUAAGUUUAGUAUGAAUUUGUGUGUCUUGAAAAAUAUAUUUCAAUUAUUAGAAUC
Messenger RNA from Spodoptera litura, 7681 nucleotides. RefSeq names its product Glucose transporter 4 enhancer factor. The record is from RefSeq and is a predicted model, not a curated record. Gene Ontology annotation, molecular function: RNA polymerase II cis-regulatory region sequence-specific DNA binding; DNA-binding transcription factor activity. Lineage: Eukaryota; Metazoa; Arthropoda; Insecta; Lepidoptera; Noctuidae. Gene Ontology annotation, cellular component: nucleus. Gene Ontology annotation, biological process: regulation of transcription by RNA polymerase II.